AUGAUGCAAGGAAAGUGCACAAAAUAUUUCCCAAAAAAAUUCAAAGACCAAACGAUUGUUGAUGCCGAUGGCUUUCCAGUUUACAAAAGGCGAAAUACAGGUAUCCAUGUUGAAAAGAAAAAUGUCUUCUUAGAUAAUCGAUAUGUGGUCCCUUAUAAUAGGAAUUUGAUUGUUAAAUAUGAUGCACAUAUUAAUGUUGAGGUUUGCAAUUACUCAAGAUCAAUCAAAUAUCUAUUUAAGUAUGUUCAUAAAGGGUCUGAUAGAACAACAACAACAAUGGAAUCUAUUGACACUACCGAAGAAAUAGAUGAGAUCAAAACAUAUCUUGACUGUAGAUAUAUAUCAGCAACUGAAGCUUGCUGGAGAAUCUUCCAAUUUGACAUACAUUACAGACAGCCAGCCGUCGAAAGAUUACCAUUCCAUUUGCCUGGAGAGCAUACAGUAGUAUUUGAAGAAAAUAAUUGCACCGAAAAUGUGCUUUGCCGACCUGGAAUAGAGAAGACAAAGUUCACUGAAUGGUUAGAGACAAAUAAGAAUUAUGAGGAUGCGCGUGACCUAACCUAUUCUGAUUUUCCUACACAUUGGGUUUGGAAUUCAAAAGACAAAACAUGGACGAGGAGAAAAAAUGGCAUAGCAAUUGGAAGAAUUUACUUUGCACAUCCUUCAACUGGAGAAUGCUUCUACAUGAGAAUGAUGCUCAACUUUGUCAAAGGAAGUACUUCGUUCGAAAGCAUUAGAACAGUAAAUGGAGUGACAUAUCCUACUUUUAAAGCUGCAUGCUAUGCUUUGGGAUUAUUAGACGAUGAUAAAGAGUGGAUCAAUUGCUUGACUGAAGCUUCAAUUUGGGCAACCGGAAAUGAAUUAAGGCAUCUAUUUGUCAUGAUACUCAUUCAUUGUCAGGUUUCCGAUGCAUCACAACUUUGGAAAUCUAAUUAUACUGCAUUGUCAGAAGACAUGGUUUCAUUACAAAGGAAGAGAUUCAGAAUGAAGGACCUUCAACUAACUGAACAACAAGUGGAAGUAUACACAUUGUUCGAAAUUGAAGGUAUAAUGUUGAAGAUGGGAAAAAGUCUGAAAGAAGUAGAUGGAAUGCCCCUACCUAAUUCUUAUUUGAUGAGAGACUCGGGUAAUAGAUUGGUCAAUGAAGAGCUUGACUAUGACAAAGAUCAAUUAAAAAUAUUGCAUGCAAAAUCAUUUGCUGCUCUAAAUCCUUGCCAGAAGUCAGCUUAUGAAGCAAUAAUACAUUCUGUGGAGAAUGAAGAAGGUAAUUUAUUUUUUAUCAAUGGACAUAGUGGUACUAGUAAAACAUUUAUAUGGAAUACAAUUAUUGCAAAGCUCAUGUCACAAUCAAAAAUAGUAUUACCAGUUGCAACUUCAGGUAUGGCAGCUUUAUUAUUGCCUAAUGGUAGGACAGCUCAUUCACGGUUUCGUAUUCCCUUGGAUGUAACAGAAGAGUCAACUUGCGAAAUUCGACACGGGACCCAAUUAGCUGCACUUCUUAUGAAAACCUCCUUGAUCAUUUGGGAUGAGGCACCUAUGGCAAAUAAGUUCUGCUUUGAGGAUUUAGAUAAGACCUUAAGAGAUAUUUUAAAAACAAGGUAUGAAAAUAGUACUACCAAACCUUUUGGAGGACUUACAGUGGUAUGUGGUGGUGAUUUCCGUCAAAUAUUGCCAGUUGUCCCAAAGGGUACAAGAGCUGACAUUGUUGAUUCUUCUCUUAAUUCAUCCUACUUGUGGUCAUUUUUUAAAGUAUAUCAGCUCAACCAAAAUAUGAGGCUCUAUAAUGGAAGUGUCAGUAGCUCCGAGGCUGCUAAAAUAACUUCUUUUGACAAAUGGUUGUUGCAGGUUGGAGAUGGUACAUUAUAUGAUGACAUUGAUAGAGAAUUAAUUAAAAUUCCUUCUGAUAUAUGCAAAAAACCAUCUGAAGAUCCAAUGAAAUCUAUAGUGGAAGCUAUUUACCCUUCACUUUUGCAUAAGUACAAUGAUCCAGCAUAUUUGAAAGAAAGAGCUAUAUUAACGCCAAAAAAUGAAAUGGUUCAUGAGUUAAAUGAGAUGAUUAUGAAUAUGAUACAAGGAGAAGGGAGAACUUAUUUCAGCUCUGACAAUAUAUGCAAAGCAAGUGUAAACACAAAUGAUGAAGACCUUCUGUAUCCACCUGAAUUUUUGCAUAGCUUGAAAUUUAAUGGCAUCCCAAUUCAUGACAUACGACUUAAGGAAGGUGUUCCUGUAAUGCUACUUAGAAAUUUGAAUCAAACAGAAGGUCUAUGCAAUGGCACAAGGUUGAUAGUCACCCGUCUUGGUAAAUGGUCAAUUAGAGGUGACAUCAUUUUAGGAACAAAUAUUGGUCAGAACGUAACGAUUCCAAGAAUUAUCAUGUCUCCCAAUGAAUCAAGGUGGCCAUUCAAGCUCAAUAGACGACAACUUCCUUUAGCCCCAUGUUUUGCGAUGACAAUCAAUAAAAGUCAAGGACAAUCUCUUAAACAUGCCGGCUUAUAUCUCCCUAAGCAAGUAUUCACUCAUGGUCAAUUAUAUGUCGCUAUCUCUCGAGUCACAACAAGAGAAGGAUUGACCAUACUAAACGCUGACGAUGAGGUGGAAGACAAAACCUUCAUAAAAAAUAUUGUCUACAACGAAGUAUUCCAAAAUAUUACAUAA
Molecule: messenger RNA, 2655 nt
Organism: Humulus lupulus (European hop)
Lineage: Eukaryota; Viridiplantae; Streptophyta; Magnoliopsida; Rosales; Cannabaceae
Exons: 1
Coding region: 1-2655 (884 amino acids)
Biological process (GO): telomere maintenance; DNA repair
Molecular function (GO): DNA helicase activity
Source: RefSeq, a predicted model, not a curated record